Messenger RNA from Lathyrus oleraceus (garden pea), 988 nucleotides. RefSeq names its product 60S ribosomal protein L18a. NCBI's taxonomy places the organism in Eukaryota, Viridiplantae, Streptophyta, Magnoliopsida, Fabales, Fabaceae. Gene Ontology annotation, molecular function: structural constituent of ribosome. The transcript is spliced from 4 exons. Gene Ontology annotation, biological process: translation. The record is from RefSeq and is a predicted model, not a curated record. Bases 154 to 690 code for a protein of 178 amino acids. Gene Ontology annotation, cellular component: ribosome.
UUCAAUGGGCCAAACUCAUCGGGCCCAUGAAGCCCCUUGUCCAUUAGGGUUUUACGUAUAUAUCACAUUUCCUUCUUCUUCGUACGCCCUUUACAAAACAGCAAAACUUGAAUCGGCGGCGAGUCGCAAUCGGAAUCGCUGCUCAUCGUAAAAAUGGUUAAGGCAAAGUUUCACCAGUACCAGGUCGUCGGAAGGGGUCUUCCAACGGAAACCGAUGAACACCCUAAGAUUUACCGCAUGAAGCUUUGGGCAACCAAUGAAGUUCGUGCCAAAUCCAAAUUCUGGUAUUUCUUGAGGAAGUUGAAGAAGGUUAAGAAAAGCAAUGGACAAGUGCUGGCUAUCAAUGAGAUUUUUGAGAAAAAUCCCACAAAGAUCAAAAACUAUGGAAUAUGGUUGAGAUACCAGAGUCGUACUGGUUAUCACAAUAUGUACAAGGAAUACCGUGAUACUACUCUAAACGGUGCUGUUGAGACAAUGUACAACGAAAUGGCAUCUCGUCAUAGGGUCAGGUUUCCAUGCAUUCAAAUCAUUAAGACUGCCACCAUCCCAGCCAGUCUUUGCAAAAGGGAGAGCACUAAGCAGUUCCACAACUCCAAAAUCAAGUUCCCCUUGGUGUUCAAGAAGAUUAGGCCACCAACCAGGAGCCUGAAAACAACAUACAAAGCAAACAGGCCCAACCUGUUUAUGUGAUUCAGUAAUCACAUUUCCUUUCUCAUAUUGGAGUUGCUUGUUUUAUCAGUUAGCACAUUAAGAGCUUUCUGAAGAUAAUUGUGUUUUAACAAAACUUCAUUCCCGGCAAACUCUGACGUAGUUUGCAUUUUUCCUAGUUUGUUUUUUGUUGAGUAUUUUGUUUUACCUGUUAUGCAGUUGUUUAUUUUUGUCUUUUAUGUACUGGUACAAGAUUGAUUUUGAAUUUAGCGAUUACUUUUUGUUUCAAACAAGAUGUUAUAAUAUGAUCAUUGAUUGUUGAAAAAAAUACAUUUCUAUA